AUGACAAGUAGAGAUAGAGAUAGAUUUAGAAAAUACGAGUCAGAAAGUAAUAAAAGAGCACGUCAACAGCAGAGAGACUAUUUUAUAAAAAAACAAACGGGAUCUUUCGAUAAAUAUCUUAAGCCAAGGCCAACUACAUCUCAAGAAAAUGUUGCAUCUGUUGUAACUAAAACUAAUAAUGAAUACGUCAAUAUAAUUUCUGAUAGUUCAACAAGUAUUUAUGAACAAACAUCCCCUCUUAUAUCUGAAACUGAUCACAUCCUUCAGAAUAACGUGACUAAAUCUUUAGAAAAUGAAUUAUCUACAAUUUCUUAUAACGAACCAUCCGCAGCUGUUCAACAUUUAAGUAAUUCUACUUUUGAAUCUCCAAUAGUUAUAACUGAUUUAACAGACCCAGGAAAUUGGCCAAUCCAUCUUACUCAUGCUGUACGUAUCGAUAUAGUAAAAAACGGCCCCUGUAAAGUGGAAAAUUUUAAUUACCCAAUAGACUCCGAGCAGAGAAAAUUUUCCGAUUAUUACUAUACUCUCAGAUUAUCAAAUGGUGAAGAUUUUCCAUCACAUAUAAAUGGACUUAGUACAGCGGGUAUAAACGAUUGGAGACAUUUAUCAAGAAUUCUGAAUAAACAUGAAAAUUCUUCAAAUCACUUACAGUCACUAAAAGCUUGGUAUGAACUUAAAACAAGAGUCAAUAAAUGUCAUACAAUUGAUAAUGACCAUAUGAAAAUAAUCGAAAAAGAAAAAGCUCAUUGGCGGAAUGUCUUACUAAGAGUUCUUGCUGCAAUACAGUAUUUAGCUAAAAAUAAUGAUGCUUUCCGAGGAUGUUUUAUAUGA
This is a messenger RNA of Aphis gossypii (cotton aphid), 831 nucleotides long. Its product is annotated as zinc finger MYM-type protein 5-like. The coding region runs from base 1 to 831 and encodes 276 amino acids. The record is from RefSeq and is a predicted model, not a curated record. NCBI's taxonomy places the organism in Eukaryota, Metazoa, Arthropoda, Insecta, Hemiptera, Aphididae. The transcript has 2 exons.